Molecule: messenger RNA, 2136 nt
Organism: Phoenix dactylifera (date palm)
Lineage: Eukaryota; Viridiplantae; Streptophyta; Magnoliopsida; Arecales; Arecaceae
Source: RefSeq, a predicted model, not a curated record
UUUUGAUUUUUUAAACCUUUUUUUUGUUUUCGCAUUUCAGUAGAUUAGGGAUUUCUAUGUUUCGAGAGAGUGGACUCGCAAACACUGUUAUAGAGAACAUUUGAUUUUUCUUACUUGGAUGAACGGGAAGGUUGAUAAUUGGGUUUUUAAAUGAAGUGCCUGAAUUAUUUGAUGUGUCAGGUCUCAGCUUAUACGAUUCAUAUGCUUCUAGGGUUUCUUUUAGUUCUCUAAAUUAGGUUGAUUAGAUCUACUCUUGCAUUUUCUAGGUUUUAGGGAUGUAUGGGUAUGAGAAUCUGUGGUACUAAUGAUUUGGACUUAUAGUUUUUUGCAGAAAAAUAAUUUAAACAUAAUUAUUUUUUUCAAACCUUCAAAGUUGUUCAAUUUUAGGUGCUGUUCUGUAUUAUCUACAUGAAACUUGAUUAUGGUUUUUGUAUGACCUGGUUUUCAACUGAACCAAUAUUGGUGAAGUAUAGGGGGAUUGGGUUCAAGAAUUAUUAGUUGUGAGUAUUUAAAGCUUCGGGCAUGGCAACAACAGAGGCGGCUCCAGCUUCACUCGGCCCACGAUUUGCACCAGAGGACCCGGCACUCCCCAAGCCCUGGAAAGGGCUGAUAGAUGGAAGCACUGGUCUCUUGUACUACUGGAACCCUGAAACGAAUGUCACCCAGUAUGAGAGGCCAGCUACCUCAGCCCCCCCACUGCCGCCUGGUCCUCCUCCUUCAGCCUCCUUGCCAAACUUGGCCCCAAUACCCAUUGCUCGCACUGUACCUCCUAAUGGCACGGUACAGCAGCAGCCUCGCCAACAAUUGGUUCAGCAGGCAGGACAGCAAGUGCAGCAACAACAGCCAAGUCAACAGGUUUUUCAGCAAGAAGGGCAGCUAACUCAACAACAGCAGAAGCUGAGCCAGCAAUUGCCACUUCAGCAGUCGGGUCAGCAGAUGACACUUCAGCAGUCGGGUCAGCAGGUGGCGCUUCAGCAAACCCAGCAGCUGCCAUAUCAGCAGCCACAGCAAGUGUCAAAUCAGCAAUUUACACAGCAGCGGACCCCUCGGCACUUCUCACACAUGCAGCUGCAGCAGAUGCCAUACCAGCAAAUUUCUUACCUUCAAGGGCAGCUUAUGCCACGCCCUGAGGGCCAGCAACAACAGGGGCUGCAAUUUGCUUCUUAUCAGCAGGGGCAACAGUCACAAGGGCCUCAGGUGUCAUACCAGCAGGGGCAGCAACCACAGGGGCCACAAAUUCCUCACCAGCAACAAACGCAGGAGUCACAGAUGAUGCUACAGCAGCAACCACAGGGGUCACAAGUCCCACACUCUCAGGGCCUUCAAAUUGCAGCUCAGCUACUCCAGCACACACAGGGGCCUCCAAUUGCACAGCAGCAGGGGCAACAAUCACAGGGUUCACAUAUCGGGAACCAGCUUGAGCAGAAGAAACAAGGGCAGCAAGUUGGGCUCCCAGGGGUGGAGGAAGCAACUCGCCAAGAGGGAAAACAGGCUGGUCUUUCUUUGCCUCAGGUACAACAAAGCAGUCUGAUAUCCGGGGAUCAUCACCUUCCAUCUUCACUUCCUCAGGUUAAUAUAUCACCGGUGGGAAGCCAUUCAAUUCAACCACAGCAACAGUUUGGUGGGGCAUCUCCUGUUAGUGCACAGCAGAAUUCUUCACUUCAGUUGCAGCCUGUGGGAAUAGACACGAGCUAUCGGCAACAGCAAACAAGUGGCACCACAGUUCCGAAUCAGCUGGGGCAUCCAAUGGUCUGUCCGCCUAUGGGAUUGCACAUGGGUUAUGAUGAUGAUCAACAUGAAAGAGGGAGAACAGAAUUUUAUUCUUCCCGAAGAAUGGAAGAACCAAUGAUGCUUCCACAGCAACCUCUUGCACGGAGUCAACAGGAUAUGAGAAUGAGUCAUCAGUUUAUCCCACCAGGUCAUUCAGGUGGAUUGAACAUGUUGCCCCAGCAUCCUUUGCCAAACAUGUACAGUCAUGCUGCCUUUCCUAAUCCAGCUGCAUUAAGACCACCUCUAGGAAUGUUUGGCUCAUCAGAUUUCCAAAUAUCUCUUCAGCUGAUGCAUAUCGCCGGCACCACGAGGUUACUGCAAUGGUAAGAGAUAUGUCAUGAGACACAUUGAUUGUAGUUAUGAUAU